UGUCGACCUCCACCAGAUCAACGGCCCAAAACGGAUCGCCGGUUCACGAGUCCCACGCAAGGAGGCACAGUGGAAGCCAUCAGCACAGCAGCAGGCAUCAAGACGACGGCGAUCGCGUCCUACUCCGGCGCCGGCGACCCUCCUAGGCCGCCUCCUCCAGGAUCGUCCCUUGCAUCUAUCUCCUAACUCAGAAGCAGAUAUGAAUUACAUCAUCGGCGCCUUCAAGCCGCCGUGCGACAUCUUCGUCACCUUCUCCGAUGAGAGGAGCCGGAAGCAGGUGCUGAUAAAGAAGGACAACGGGAAGACGGCCAUGGUGCCAGCCUUCCAGAGCCUGGAGACCAUAGCCGGAGAGGUGUCCAUCGCGCCGGUUCCUGGUAAAAGGCUCGAGCACACGGGUGUUAAGAUCGAGCUGCUGGGUCAGAUAGAGCUAUAUUUCGACAGAGGCAACUUCUACGACUUCACUUCAUUAGUGCGUGAGUUAGAUGUUCCUGGUGAAAUCUAUGAAAGAAAGACUUACCCAUUUGAGUUUUCUACUGUUGAAAUGCCGUAUGAGUCAUAUAACGGGACAAAUGUCAGAUUGAGGUACAUCCUGAAAGUGACAAUUGGCAGACAUUAUGUUGGCAAUAUUGUGGAAUCCCGGGAUUUAUGUGUAAGGAACUAUUCUCCGGUUCCCACUAUCAACAACAGCAUCAAGAUGGAAGUUGGCAUUGAAGAUUGCUUGCAUAUUGAAUUUGAGUACAGCAAAUGCAAGUAUCAUCUCAAGGAUGUCAUCGUAGGGAAGAUAUAUUUUCUUCUAGUCAGAAUAAAGAUAAAGAACAUGGAGCUUGAGAUUCGUCGCCGUGAAUCUACAGGAUCUGGUCCUAACACAUAUGUUGAGACUGAGACAUUGGCGAAGUUUGAGCUGAUGGAUGGUGCCCCAGUUAGAGGAGAAUCUAUUCCAGUGAGACUAUUCUUGACUCCAUAUGAGCUGACCCCGACUUACCGCAACAUAAACAACAAGUUCAGCGUCAAGUACUACCUGAAUCUGGUCCUUGUCGAUGAGGAAGACCGGAGGUACUUCAAGCAGCAAGAGAUCACGAUGUACCGCCUUCUGGAGACUCCAUAGUCUUCAUAGACUCCCAACUGUUGAGACUUGGGACCGGUCAGAGGCAUUUCUACGCUCUGGCGCAAGAGAGCACCGGAGAUAGUAACUUAGAUUGAUGUGUCUUCCUUCCUGUAUAUAACUCUCCAGAAGAGCAAUGCGUUUCCAAUGUGCUAUGUGCUGUUGCGUUCUUUUAUUCGGCCUUUUAACCCGUUCAAUCUUCGUAGGAUACAACCAUGAAAAUGCUUGUAUCUAUGUACCUUCACCUUGUAAUUCAUUUCUUGUUAUCGUUGAACAACUGUAGGAGAACCAUGUCUGAUGUUUAUAUUUGCUUCAUGACUUUAGUUCGUUGGAAGUAAGUGAUUAUGUGCUGCGUCUCUAA
Phragmites australis (common reed) is the source of this 1463-nucleotide messenger RNA. Its product is annotated as vacuolar protein sorting-associated protein 26A-like. The transcript has 12 exons. Gene Ontology annotation, cellular component: retromer complex; endosome. The record is from RefSeq and is a predicted model, not a curated record. Gene Ontology annotation, biological process: retrograde transport, endosome to Golgi; intracellular protein transport. The coding region runs from base 200 to 1105 and encodes 301 amino acids. NCBI's taxonomy places the organism in Eukaryota, Viridiplantae, Streptophyta, Magnoliopsida, Poales, Poaceae.